AUGAUAAAACUGGUGCCCCUCUUCAGGAGAACUGGUCUCAAUUUAUUAUUAUGCAACCGCAAGGAUCUCUUCUUUCUCAGGGUGUAUAAGCUGCUGGAUUGCUUUUCGCCCAAAUCAAUGUGGUUUCUUUGGAACAUUUUCAGCAAAGGAUCGCAUAUGCUGCAGUGUCUUUGUGGCAAGAGUCUUAAGAAAAACAAGAACCAAACUGAUCCCCAGCUCAAGGGUAUAGUGACCAGGUUAUAUUGCAGGCAAGGCUACUACUUGCAAAUGCACCCCGAUGGAAGUCUCGAUGGAACCAAGGAUGACAGCAGUAAUUCUACGUUAUUCAACCUUAUACCAGUGGGACUUCGAGUUGUUGCUAUCCAGGGUGUAAAGACUGGGUUGUAUAUAGCCCUAAAUAAUGAAGGUUUCCUCUACACAUCAGAACUUUUUACACCGGAGUGCAAAUUCAAGGAGUCUGUUUUUGAAAAUUAUUAUGUAAUCUACUCAUCCAUGCUCUACAGACAACAGGAGUCCGGAAGGGCCUGGUUCUUAGGUCUGAACAAGGAAGGGCAGGUCAUGAAAGGAAACAGAGUCAAGAAAACAAAACCAGCAGCUCAUUUUCUACCCAAGCCAUUGGAAGUUGCCAUGUAUCGAGAACCAUCUUUGCAUGAUAUUGGAGAAACAGUGCCAAAGGCUGGGGUAACUCCAAGUAAAAGCACAAGUGCGUCUGCAAUAAUGAAUGGCGGCAAACCACCAGUUAACAAGAGUAAGACGACAUAGCCAGAUCCUCACAGGUGUUGUGACUUACUGAGUCCCGAGUGCAGUUGAGCAAUUUAUCCUUGCCAGACUUCCCUUCUGCAGUGUCUGUGGAUCAGCUCGCAGCAAAUGGCAUCCUGGCACGUGGCUGGUUCUGAACUGAAUCAUUGCAAGCGGAUAAAGCUCAACGUGUAGCUCCACCCACAAUGAGAAGACACCUGGAUGAACCAGCUAAACUCAGACCAUGGAAUGCCCUACCAGAUAUUGGAAUGCCUUUUUAAUAUCUUUUCUGUGACUGUGACACUUCAUGUGAAUGACAUACUUCACAAGUACACUUGAUACCUUGCCUGCUGACGAUUACCCAUAAUCCCUUUUUGAGUCCAGUUUCAGCAAAAUCCAUGUGUUUAAGUUCUAUUUUGUAGCACACAAAUAAUCAAGUAAUUUCUAGGUAGAUGCUGUAACCUGUGCUAUUAUGGAUUUCUCUUCUUCCCUUUUUUAUAAGGCUGCUCGCUCCACUGUCUGUGACCUUUUGCAGGGAUUGUGUUUCUCUAUAACUUUAAGUGUUGCCGGUGGCUUAGUUUUGAAAGUAAUCAGGGAAUCAGGAAGCCUUCAAAAAUCUAUAAUUACAAAUUAUAUCUAUAAAGAAUAGGAUCGUUGUCUCUGGCUUACAAUGCUGAUCAAUGUGAAUACUCUCUAGUAACAGAUACUGUGCUUCUGAGGUUGGCAUUAUAGUGGAGGGAAGAGUGUCAAACACAACCAAUGGGAAGUUUUCUGAAAUGAGUGUUUGGCAUCCCCCUAUAGUUUCUUUUUGUGUGUGUGUUUUAUACAUAUCACAGGCUUACUGGUAAUGGUAACAUUUGCCUUGCCCAGCGAGCAAGACCCACUCAUUUUUGGGAAAGUGGGUCCAAAGAAUUUUGUAGGCCUUGUAGGCCUGAAUUAAGGCUCAUUUUUCAUCUACUAAAGCUUCAUUGUUUGAAAAACUACCACCACCAAUAAAAAAACAGUUAAGACUAACCAGAAUUGCGCUACCUAUAUCCAUUUUGAAUAUAAUCCUUUUCUGUUUUUAAGGAACUGAAUUUAAUGCCAUUGUUAUUUUUGGCUGAUUUCCACACCUA
Phasianus colchicus (ring-necked pheasant) is the source of this 1853-nucleotide messenger RNA. It is a transcript of the gene FGF14, whose product is annotated as fibroblast growth factor 14. The record is from RefSeq and is a predicted model, not a curated record. Gene Ontology annotation, molecular function: growth factor activity. NCBI's taxonomy places the organism in Eukaryota, Metazoa, Chordata, Aves, Galliformes, Phasianidae.